CAAUGAAGCGAGGGCUGCUCGUGGCGGGAUUCUUCUCGCUGCUCGUCUUGAUCGCUUCGCUGCGAUCGCUUCCGAGAUCCAGGAUGCUCAGCGGAGUGUCCUACAAUCAGAUCUGGUGGAGUGAUCCGAGUGGUAGGCGUGAUUUCGAGCAAUGCUCGUGGUGGAAUGAUCUGCAGCAUGCUCUUCCCGGUGUGAGCAAUGGCUACAUUAUUGUGGAUUGCAAUGGGGGCCUCAAUCAAAUGCGAAGGGAUUUUUGCGAUGGUGUUGGAGUUGCACGUCUUCUAAACGCGACACUGCUGCUACCUCAAUUUGAAGGAACUCCGUAUUGGAACGAUUCAAGUGGCUUUUCUGACAUUUUCGAUGCGGAUUUUUUUAUCGAAACUAUGAAGGGUUACGUUCGCGUUGUAAAGGAGCUUCCUCCCCCUUACGCUUCCAAGAAAACGGUGCUGAUCGACUGCCAGAAAAAGAAGCUCUUUGAUUACGUUGAGGCUGUUUUGCCCGUGUUACUCAAAGAGAAAGUAGUAAUCAUUCGACCCGCGGCAAGCCAAAGAUCGGACAGGUAUCCACUAUGGGCCAAAGCGUCACGGUGUCAAGCUUGCUAUAAAGCUCUCCGUCUCGUGCAGCGUCUUGAGAACACAGCUCAAACGGUCUUGGACGCGAUUCCCCGUCCGUUUCUAGCACUCCAUUUGAGAUUCGAGCCGGACAUGAUCGCGUACAGCAGGUGCACGUAUUCCAACCUCUCGAAGGCCUCGCUAGACGCCAUCGAAGCCGCUCGCGACAACAAAGCACCUUUCACCGGCAGCCUCGCGGAAUCAUGGAGAAACAGGGGAAAGUGUCCGCUUACUCCCGGAGAAGCUGCGUUCGUCCUCCAGGCACUCAGAGUUCCCACCACCAUGCCAAUCUAUCUCGCCUCCGGCUCUGGCCUCCUCGAGGAGACGGCCUUUUCCAGAGUAUACCCCAACAUAUAUCGGAAGCUCGCCAUCCUCGGCGCCGACGCUCUGAAAGGCUUGCACGGCAACAGCAAAGCGGCAUUGGACUACUACGUAGCCGUCCACAGCGACAUUUACGUGGCUACUUACUUCGGAAACAUGGACAAGAUGGUGGUGGCAAUGCGAGCAAUGCACGGCAGUGGCAAGACGCUGGUACUCAACAGGCAAGCUUUCGCAACCUCAGUAUCGUCGGGACUUAGCGGUGCCGAGCUCGCUCAGCGAAUGUGGGAAGUUCACAGCUCAAGCCUCUUCACCGGGAGAAAUCUACCGUUACCGGAUUGCUUCUGCCGUAGUACGGGAAGGACAAGAACAAAGAACAGUGACUAGCUAAUCAUCGGCAAGGAGAAGUCUGGCCACUCUCUUCGCAGCGAAAGAUCAUCUGGUACAGUGGGCGGCGAAGUUUGGCGACACAAAGUAAAGGAGGAAAAGGACGAGAUUCUUUUAAGUGGCAACAGCACUAUCAGCGCGGGCAAAUGCAUCGGCGAGCACAACUUUAGACGAGUCGGCUUUCCGCAGUGACGAUCUCUUCGUGUUUGAGGAUGGCGACAGCAAAACCGUCUAAGAGCUUUGGCGCUGCGAGCGAAGGAAAUGAAAAGAUGGUCCUCGGGCUCGUGGACGGCAUCGGGCCGUCGAGCUCCGGGGGAUCCGACGGUGGGCUGGCCGGCUACGUGGUCUAUCUAUACGUGCGUGGUUUAGAUUGGCCGGGCGACGUGGCCGGUUCUGUGAUCUUCACCGUCUCGGCCGGUGCCGGCCGGUUGCUGCCGCGUGGGUGAGUUCGAUGCAGUCGCGGGUGACCGGGUGGAACCGGGGCCGCCGGUGAAAGACAGCUUAUAGUCACGUGAAAUAUCUCUCUCUCUUAGCC
Messenger RNA from Selaginella moellendorffii, 1851 nucleotides. RefSeq names its product O-fucosyltransferase 13. Gene Ontology annotation, cellular component: cytoplasm. The transcript has 6 exons. Lineage: Eukaryota; Viridiplantae; Streptophyta; Lycopodiopsida; Selaginellales; Selaginellaceae. Bases 3 to 1316 code for a protein of 437 amino acids. The record is from RefSeq and is a predicted model, not a curated record.